AUGGCUAUAGCUAUUAAGUGCCAAAAUCUUAUAACCCUUCUCGUGUUACUAAACUUGGCAUUCUUGAUGAAUGCUCGACCUUUAAGUAUUAUAAAUACUGUUAAUUGUCCAGAUGAAAAUGAUCAGUUGUUUGAUCGGUUUUCUUUGGGUUCCAUUAAAGAAGGACCAAGUCCUGGCAUAGGGCACAAGGUCGAAGAUAAGGCAAUUCUUGGAGGAAUCAAGGUCGGACCUAGUAUUGGAGCAAAAGACAGAUAUACACAUGAACCUAGCCAUAGAAUUGAAAAUGUGUUCAACAUUGAGACCUUGGUUGGAGUCAAAGAUGGACCAAGUCCAGGAAUUGGACACAAGGUUGUAAAUGUUGAGUCGCUUGGAAAUCUUAAGAACUCUGGUCCAAGCCCUGUUACAAAAGCUGCAGAACAAACUAAUAUUAAACAGAACACUCAACGCCCGACGACCACAAAACACUCAAAAAAAGAGCGGGCGAAAGCCAAGCCUUCGAUCCAAAACUCCCAAAAACCUUCACAAAUCAUGGGGAGUUCCAAGGACGAUUCCGCCACCGACGGCGACAAAUCCACCGGUAAUCGCCGCCGUCCCGAAUCCAAUUCCAACCUCUUCUCCGACGGAGAGAAAGUCCUCGCUUUUCACGGCCCUCGUAUAUACGAAGCUAAGGUUCAAAAGGCUGAGAUACGAAAGAAUGAAUGGAAAUACUUUGUGCAUUACCUUGGUUGGAAUAAAAAUUGGGAUGAAUGGGUUGGAGUUGACAGAUUAAUGAAGUACACAGAAGAAAACAUUUUAAAGCAACAAGCACUUGACAAAAAACAAGGUGUUGACAAAAACUCAAAAGGAAGAUCAACUCAAACUAAACCCAAAAUAUCAAAUGAUGUAAAGGUGGAAAAAGAAGAUGUGAAGAGUAGUGGGGCAAAAGGGAAAAAGAGGAAGAGUGAUUCGAGUAUAGAGAAAGAGAAUGCAUCUGUUGAAAAGCCUGUAAAGAUUCAAAUUCCAUCAGCUCUAAAAAAACAACUUGUGGAUGAUUGGGAAUUUGUUAAUCAUCAAGAUAAGCUUGUUAAACUUCCACGUUCUCCAAAUGUUGAUGACAUUUUGGCAAAGUAUCUUGAAUACAGGUCAAAGAAAGAUGGGAUGAUGACAGAUGCAGUUGGAGAGAUUUUGAAAGGAUUAAGAUGUUAUUUUGAUAGAGCUUUACCAGUUAUUCUAUUAUAUAAUAAAGAACGCAAACAAUUUCAAGAAUUAAUUACAGAUAAUAAUAAUAUUUCUCCUUCAACAAUUUAUGGAGCUGAACAUCUCCUACGUCUUUUUGUUAAAUUGCCAGAGUUAUUGCCAUACGUGAACAUAGAAGAGGAUCUUGCCAUGCGUUUGCAACAAAAAUUUCUCGACUUUCUCAAGUUUAUGCAAAAGAAUCAAAGCUCUUUCUUUAUUUCUUCGUAUGAUGGGAUGAAGGUUUCUGACAGGGGCAAAAUGGUCCAAGAGUAAAACAUUAGUUGUUGCCAUUUUUAACAAAAAUAUUUCGGUGUUGUAACAUAAUCUCAAUUCUUUUUUUAUUAGUUGACAAAUUUGUAUAAAUCAAGAUUCAAGAAUCAAUCUUGGUUCAAAUAGCUAAAGUGUUGUAGAAUUAGCAUUUUCUCAUCUAGUAGUGUCCCAAAUGUGUA
Molecule: messenger RNA, 1664 nt
Organism: Lactuca virosa
Lineage: Eukaryota; Viridiplantae; Streptophyta; Magnoliopsida; Asterales; Asteraceae
Source: the annotation of a GenBank genome assembly